UCCCCCCUGCAUCCCCCCCAUUCCCGCUCCCGCGCCUCCCAUCCCGGAGCGGCCCCGGGGGUGAGUGCUGGGGGAGCGGGGGCCGCGGGGGAGGCUCCGCGCUCCCCCCCUGCCCCCGCCCCGGGGGAGCGGAGGGUCCCGGCCCGCGCUCGCCCUCGCUCCGCCCGUGCGGAAGGUCCGCGGGGCAGCGGGGAUGUCCCCGCCGCUCCGCCGGGAUGUGAGCAACGGGGCUCCCGCCCUGCUGCCCCUCCCGGGCACCGCUGCCCGUUCCCACGGGAUCUCCCACAGGCGUACACGGACACCCCGGCAGCGCCGCUCCCUGCCGGGGCCAGGAGACCCCCGAGACCCCCGAGCCCGCAUCCCCGGGCGCCUGGGGCGGCUCGGAGAGGGGGCAGCGCCUUAACUUUUGCAAGGGACCAUUUGGAGGUGGGGAGGGAGGACCCAGCUCAGCAGAAUUGGCGGCUUCCCCGGAGUCUCCCCGGAGGGAGGUGGCGGAGGGUCCCUGUCCCCCUCCCGGAGCCGCCGGGUGACGCCAAGCGCGGCCCUUCCCGCGGGGCUCGGGGGGGCGGCUUCGGGCAGGGCUCAGCGCUCAAAUGGACUUUUCUAACACUCCCUCCACCAGCAUAAUUAAAUAAAUAAAGUAUCGGGGGCGGGGGUGGGGGUGGAAGGGCUAGAAGUCUCUGCUUGCUCUUCUUUCACUGCCCAGAACCGCGAGUGCAAACGACGGGAUGCUGUCUCUGAAAAGGGUUUUCUGGUUUUUAUGUGUCAUGAUGCACACGGCUGGUGGUAGCUAGUGUAGUAACUAUCUGUAUCCCAAUAGUUCCCUGUCGAAGGGGUUGUUAUGGCAGCAGCGGUCCCCGAUUCUUUUCUCUUUUUUUUAUCUCUGGCACAGGGUAAUGUUAAAGACCUGGAAACUGCCUCAAUUAAAAAGAAAAAGAAAAAGAAAGAAAGGAUAAAAAAGAUUAAUAAAGCAGCCUCGUGCUUCUUUGCCAAAUAGACAACAAGUACAUAUAUAAGAUUCACACUCAAUCUUCACUCCCUUCUCCAGAAGCUGGUGCUGUGAUAACGCUAAUGACUGGAGGAGGUUGGGGGAAAAUGUCUUUCCCCCCCUACACACACCUAAUUCCUGCUUUUUUUGCUAAAUUUUGUUGGAAUUUUAGCUUGAUUGUGGCUUGUGCUUUUUCAUGUCUUUCACUGAUACUUUUUCAUAGUGUUUUUUCUUAGUUGCAGAGAAUUUCUUUAGUCCUGCUUUACACUGGGUAAAGGGAUUCAAGUGUUCUUUCAUAAAGGUAAAGCACAUUAUUUGCAAAAUCUUGUAAUUCAGUAGAUUUUGCUUUUCUGUACCAGUCACAGGAUGAUAGUUUUCUCCUUGUAAUGCAGAGAGGAAUCUCUAUGAGACUCAUCUAAAUGGUUUCAGCACAUGAUACCUGCCACAGCUGGUGGCAGUCUGAAACAGUAAGAUUUAAAGGUUAUUAUGGAAGUAAGUUUCUCUAUCGCCUUUAAUGGUCAGCCUAUUCUCAGUCAAAACACAUGUAGUUCUAAGGGAAACACUGAUUCUGAUUUUAGUUUCGUCAGGUUUUUUUGGACAUGGUGUUUAAAACCUGAAACCAUUGAGGAGGAUGGAUGUUAAAACUCAGAACAUUGGUAGUGGGCUGUACUACUUUGACAUUUUUACUCUGCACUUUUGUAGAUACCAUUUGUUGUCUUCGACCAGAGUUUGCUUGGGUAGAGAUUGGGCAGUAAAUGAUAGGGACAGAGGAUUUUUGUCCUGGUAGCUCCUGCGUUUUUAUAUCCAUCAGAAUAUUUGAAGAGUCAUAUUGAUAUUGCAGAAUGAAAUGUUAUUGAAUUGUGAUAUCUUGUUUCCAAUUACACAUUUUGAAAUGUUUAUCUUAUCAGUAGGAAAGCAACACAAACGUAUAAAUGUUUAUUUUGGAAUGAAAAAAAUGCUGUCCCAGGGUGAUUCAUGCAUAGAAACUGUCUAGAUUCAGUAUAAAUAAGUGAACUAAAAUAAUGUAGUGUAAGUGAUCCAUAACUAAUUUUCACUGCUAAUCAUGAAAACAGGCACUUUUAUCUUUGAGAUGGAAUGUAGAGAUGCUGGAAGAGAGAUGAAGAACAGCAAAAUACAUAUAUUUAAUGACAGACGGAACUCUUGAGUAAACAUCAAGUAUUUCUGAGGAAAUGCAAGCCCAUUUCAUAGUAUAACUAUCGUCAUGAUUCUGAUCCCAGCUAAAUCAGUAUGAGAUUCUCCCCAGGCACUGCUGUGAGCAGAAUCAAAGACAACCCUGCUAUCCAUUUUUGAGGAAUGGGGACAUGAAAAAAUCAUUUGUAUUUUCCCCCAUUAUCCUAGCUGGAAGGGUUUAUUUUUUGUCUCAUAUGGAAUAUUCCACACUUUACCCUCCUAAGCAGUAGUCAGGCCUACAGUUCUUACCUGCCCAGACAGCUCAGCUGAGAUAAUUCUUGUGAGAAAGAAUCAUACAUGUUUUGCUAGGGGCAGCUUUAUUGUGACCAAAUAAUAGUCAUGUUUACUGGAAAAAUGUUUGACUUUGAAUUAUAUUUUCAUAUCUGAUACCACUAAAAUUUCAUAUUAAGAAGUGGGAAUAACACAUUUCUUAAAAUGGCAUUAUUUGCUUUAAGGUUCUGACACGAAAGGACUAGAUUAAUUUAAUCAAGAUGGAGGGUAGAUGUUUCUAUCUUUAGUGAUUAAAAAUAUCCUUAGUGAUUUAAAAAUAACCUUAAGUCGUAAUGAAGAAAAGACAAAUUUGGACACUCUGAAAAGGGUUACAAAUAAAGCUAUUUGGUGCAAAUGAACCAACAGAUUGCACUUAUUUAACGCUAGACAGUAGUAAAAUGGGACAAAAAAGAAAGCUGGCAAAAACAAGACAUCAUGGGAAAAGCACAGUAACAAAUCCUGAAAGAGUUGCAAAAAUUGCCCAAGAGACUCCAAUGUUGACUGUUUGACUCCCUUAUGGGACUCAAAUGGAAAAAGCCCCAUUGACUUCAGUAAACAUUAAUAGCAUGAGUGUAUGCUAAGAAAAGAGAUGUGUAAUUCAACUAAGUACCACAAGAAUUCAGAGUGAUAGUUACUGAAAUCAGAUUAGAAAUGUAUGAGCUUUUUUCAGUUCAAAGGAAGUCCUGACUUCUCUGAAAAUGAAUUGGAGGCUUGCUAUCUAUUUCUCAGGGCCAAAAUGUCAGCCUGAGAAUAAUGUUUCAAGUGACUUUUAAAAAACGUGGCACAUGAUAGUUAAUCUGCUUUUAAUUUGUGUGAUAUUCUAUUAAAAUGAUGUUACCUUUGCCAAGCUCAAGUUAUUAAUUAGUUAUUGGUAACCAUUUCCCCUUUCUUUUUACAUUUUUUUAAAUGUCAAUAUUUCAGAAAUAGCAAGAAAUACAAAACAGUCCUCCUGCAAGACUGCACUUAUAAGCUGAAUAAUUCAAAGUCUGUACUGUCACAGUGCAAUCAAAUUCUUAAUAUGAUGCUGUCAAAGCUAUAAAAAAGGAAAAUCAAAUGUGACAUCAUAGAAGACAACAUAUAUAGCUGACAUGACAUCCAAAUGUUUUAAUUUCCCCACAUUAUAUUUAGUGGUUAAUGAAGAUAGACUUUUCUUUCUUCCCUCUGAGGAAACUCCUAAUACAAGAUAUUAAAUUUUCAUUUAAAAAACUACUUUAUUUUCAUAAAAACAUAUGCAAGUUUUGUGAAGAUAAGUCCUGAGCAUAAAGGAGAUGCAAUCGUUUAAGAGAUAAUGUAAAGCCUUCACUGGGAAACAGAACUGAGAUAAUUUGUGGAUGAUGAGGAAAAAAAUAUUGUCAGACAAAUUUUCUAUAAUAUGGUAGUUAUAAUCUCAAUAAAGGACAUUUUAUUCACUGUUCCUAACUAUGGAUGAACCUCUGUCUAAAGAAAGAGACAAAGUCACCCUUGCCCUCAAAAAAUAUUGUAAUUUAUUUCUGCAGGACGAAACAUUUUUCUGCUGUUUUUCUCCUAAAAUUAAGUAUAACUAAUGCCAAUUGGAAGUACAAAGUACCAGAUUACCAGAAUUGGAAAAUUAAACUGUUUUCACCCAGCCUUUGUGGAGCCCAGGAAGCAACAGUGCAGUGUGGUGACCCCAGAAUGAUCUGCCAUUUCAGCCUGGUUCCACUAGCUUCUUGACAAGGAAAAAACAUUUGCCCACUGAGACCUUCCAGGUGGCUAAGGACCAAUUUGCUCCAAGGGAUCAAUGUACUGAGGAAAUUUGCCUGGAAUGGGAUUUCAGUUGAUAACCUCAGCUCUGGUUGUGACUCUGUGAGGACCCAACUGGAUCCUGCAAGGAGCUCAGCAUCAGUGCUUUCAGAAGUGCCAAAUGCCUGCUCAGGAUCCUCUGAGAAAUGGAGUGAAAUACCAGUUCAUUUCACACAGGCCACAAACCAGCUUUCAAAUCUCAAUGAUUUUCCGUCACUACUGCAUGUUGGCUGUAUUUGAAUCAGUGAACUAGAGGUGAAAGGCUCCAAAAAUGUGAUUACCAGUCCCCUGAGACAUUUAGUUCUUCAGGGAUAGCUUGCUGGAAAUACUUAUUUGUAUUUCAGAGACUAGGGUAGAGGGAAAUAAAUUAACUACACAUAAAUAUUUUUAUUUUGUUUUAAAAUGCUUUUACAGAUUUUUUUUUUUUGUUUGGUUUGUUUGUUUCUCUUUUUUUUAUUUUGUAGAGAGACUGUAAAUGCCAGAUAUUUGAUUCUGGAAUACAUGUAUAAUCUGUGAGCAAACACCCUCAUAGAUUUGUAUUUCUUUACCAAAUAAUGCUGUAUUUUUUGAUCUGACAAUAGAAAAUUAUUUAACCAUACACUACCAUACCUGGAUAAAUUGAAACAUUCUAAUACUAAUGUUUGGAGGUUUGGGUUCUUCUCCCCAUAUCUGCCACUAAAAGAUCAAAUAAAUACUUAAAUGUAAAAACAAGUGUAGAAUAAAUAGACAUCUGUUAUUUAUCAUGUAUCUUUAUGUAAAAUGGCUUAUUUUGUCUAAUUUAAGCCUAGUACUCUUUUGGGGAAAAAAAUCAGCUUAAAACUAUUGUAACUAUUUUAAGGAAAGCCACCAACCCUGAAAAUGAAUAUUAAAUUAAUAAUCCAUCUGUUCAAAGGUCUCUUGUCUUUUCUACAGAUGUCUUCUUCCUCUUAGUUUAUCCAGGACAGGUACUUCAGGAAUUUCAAACUGAGAAAGUGUGUUAGAGCUGAAACUGCAGGAAAGUCUGUUUUCCCAUUCCAGUGUUAGAACAGAGGUGAGAGGCAGGGAUCCAUAAGGUCUAAGCUUUGAAGGUCACAAUGACAUAAAACAUAUGCUUCCUUCAAAAUUAUUUUUCUCUUUGAGGCAAUGAGAAUGGGCUUUUUAAAAUAUGGAAGGGGGGGGAGGGGCAAUUUGUAUUUUUCAAGAGCCUUUAUUUUUAAAAUUAAGCAACAUUAACUCCCUGUAUAUUCAAAGACUCUUCAAAUGAGUCACCACAUCUUGUGGAGUCAGGUACCAACAGCAGUACCAAGAGCAGAUUACUAACCAAGGACAGAUGGACGCAGGUGGCAAGGAGAUCAUGCCAGACACCACGGGGUGAAUCAGGCUCACAAAGCAACAAAACCAGUUUUCUCUGUUUAUCAGCAUGACACUUCAAAUUUUGAAUCUCUCCUUUUGAAAUAAAAGGCUCAAAUUUAGAAGCCCUUAAAAAAUGGUUUAUUCACCAAAACAUUUUGGAUAGAAUAAAAGGUAUUGUAUGUGUAUUGCAAUACACAUACCAGCAUAUCAGAAACUAUUUAAAUAUUUCUUUUUAAAAUCUUUUUUUUCCCUUUCAAACUAAACCCAGCAAAGUUAUUUCAAUUUUGGGAAGCAAAAUGAGUGGAACUCAUAUUCUGACAAAAUAGGAUUUCAGUAAAUUUUCUUCCAUGGCUUAAACUAGAAAAGAAACAUCUUCCUUAAAAUUAAGGUUGUGGUGAAUGAAGGCAUCAAUCCUAAAAUUAUUUGUGAGGAUGCAGAGCACAGAGAGUGUGUAUUCCAAUAAAUUAACUGAUUGUGUAUAUCAAGUUACUUAUGUGGUAAGUACUUUGAAUUUUUCAGAAUUUAGCCCUUGUUGUUUGGCAAAGCAUUAAAAAUCUCGUCUAAGAAGAAGAGGGCAGAACUUCUGGUAGAAAUUGAUCUGGAAUUCUCCAUUAAGAUUAUUUUUCAAUGGAAAUAGUUCAUGCUUUGAAAUUAGAAUUGGCAUUAGUGUGGGUCAGUAAUAGAAGACCACUAAUUUAUCUUGAAAAACAGAAAAACAUAAAGUUUUGCAAUUUAGAAUUUGGAAUGGUAAAUAUUUUACAGCCACUACUGCUGAGUACUGCAUUUAAAUGGAAUAAGAGGACACCAAACUACACUUCAAGCAAUUAAAUUAUUGUCUGUAUGUUAUGUUUGGAAUAAAAUUUAUCAGCCAAGGCUAUCAAACUAGGCUAUACUGAUUUUAUGAUUUAAGCUGACAAUAGAAGAUUUUCACAAACUAGCUGCUUAAGACUGUUGUUCAGCAGUUCUAAAUACCCAUAGUUUAAAGGCCAAUGUUUAAGCAUAAUGAAGUAAGAUUGCUCUGACACAAAUGCUAAUUAGUUUCUUGCAACUAUCAGACUUAAAAAAGAGUUUUCAAGCGACCUCAUUUAGAUGAAUGGAAAAAGAAAAUGCAGUAGUAUCCAACAAAUGGCUUUUAGGAACAAGCUUGCUAAUUCUAUAACUUACAAUAAUUAGAGACUUUCCAGUGAGAAUGUUUGCCACAAACAACAUUCACCUCAACCAGCUACACUGAGACAGCUGAUGUCCUACAUUCAGUAUUAGGACUGGUAUUAGAGUUGGAAGGUAGGAGCUGAGGGAAGGGAUUGAGCUUCACUGCUUGGAUGGUCUCCAUGGCUUCCCUACAGAUGCUUACCAGCCACCCUUUCCGGGCAGCAUGCCUGGCGAGCAAAGGAACGACCAGCUGCCUCCCCAGCAGAGCUUCCUGGGGAACACAGACAAAAUUCCCAAUUAUUUGACCUCACUGAGCCUCAGUACUAUGUACAUAGCUUCCUGACCUGCUGGACCUCCAGCACAGGCCUGCAUGUCCACCUGCCACAAGCUGACAGUAUUUGAGAUGCAAACUAAAGAAUAUUUAGGGAGAAAGCUAUGAGAAAUUUUAAAAUGACAUUUAAAAUAUUUUGGCAGUUAAAAUGCAUAUAGCUAGAAGUAUGUUUCCUUAAGGCCCCAUUGAGAUGAAAAGUCUUCUAUCCACAGACAUCCUAGAGAGGGCAAGCACAAAUAGAUGAGAGCAUCUGUAUUUUUAAAGCAAUCAUAACCCAAAAAAAAAAAAUCAACAACAAUUAAGUCUGGUUUAUAGAGCUUUCCAGACAAUUCCAGGCAUUUAAGCCUUGCAUGGCAAGUGGUACCAAUGUUCAAUGGGAAGGAACUCCAAGCUGCUUGCACUGGAGUGAAACACUGCUAUGAAACUCAAGGCUGAGAAUUUUUAUACAGUCGAUAAAAUCCAGCAUGAGCUUGAAAAUAACUUAAUUUGAUUCAAUCAAUGAAAUAAAUAGGAAGAUGGCUGCUAUGUGUGUGCACAUGCAAACUACAGUACGAAUGAAUCAAUUCAAUAAAAGGACAGAAGUAGAGUCUGUUACGUUAUCAAUGAAGCACUCGGCCAUUUGAAAACAUGAUUUCAUUUAUGGAAAUUUUAAAGUUUAACCAGUUCUCCAAAAGAACAAAACCAUAGUUUGAAUGUUUAAGAAGUGGAUCUUUUUUUUUUUCAGUCAGUAAUUCUGCUUUAAGUCAACUUAGUGGUAGAUAAAUGUAAAGAUUUAUUAUGAUAAAACCAAAUAAAUUUGUUACUUCUUUCUUAUGGAAAAAUACACUGCAGUAGAAAGGUAUUUCAGAAGAGAAACCUUGCAAAUAUACCUCUUUCAAAACAACAUUUUCUUGAAAUUUGCGCAGUUCCAAGAUUUUUUUUUUUGGUGUAAAAAUACCAAGCUGUCUUUCAUUCUUCCUAGAUAAAUUUCAUGCAGCUGUAGAUCUACCAGUAUUAUAUCAUGUCCUACUAGAAAUUACUGGAAAACCUGCAGCUUUCUGUGUUAAGAUAUUUGCCCAUUCUGCAAUCUGUCACAUGAAGCUGCUGUAUUCUAGGAUGCAUCACAGAUGGAAGAUUUUGUCUCCACAGCCACAAUGUUCUGAGCAAAUUAUGACAUCGACAUCUAAAGGAAUUUUCCGGCCAUUUUUUAUUAUCUUCAUUAUCCUUGGUUGCUUCAUGGCAUUUAUAUUAAUUUAUAUCAAACCAACAAAUAGCUGGAUUUCUGGUCCUAUAGAAUCAGCCAGUUCAGUGUUGAAAAUGAAGAACUUCUUUUCUUCCAAAACUGAUAAUCUCAAUGAAACUACUGUUUUGAUCUGGGUUUGGCCAUUUGGUCAGACAUUCGAUCUAACAUCCUGCCAAACGAUGUUCAACAUCCCCGGGUGCCAUCUGACUAUUGACCGCUCGCUCUAUAACAGAUCCCACGCUGUCCUCAUCCAUCACAGAGACAUUAGCUGGGAUCUGGCUAAUUUACCUCAGCAAGCCAGGCCACCAUUCCAGAAGUGGAUUUGGAUGAACUUGGAGUCUCCAACUCAUACUCCACAAAAGAGUGGCAUCGAACACCUUUUUAACCUGACCCUGACUUACCGGCGUGAUUCAGAUAUCCAGGUGCCUUACGGCUUCAUGAUGGUUGGCACCAGUUCCUUCACAUUUGAAGUACCAAGUAAGGAAAACUUGGUCUGUUGGGUUGUGAGUAACUGGAACCCUGAGCACGCUCGAGUCAAGUAUUACAACGAGCUUAGCAAAUACAUUGAAAUCCACACCUACGGACAAGCCUUCGGAGACUACGUCAAUGACAAAAACUUGAUUCCAACUAUCUCCACGUGCAAAUUCUACCUUUCCUUUGAAAAUUCAAUCCACAAAGAUUACAUUACUGAGAAACUCUACAAUGCUCUUCUGGCUGGAUCAGUACCAGUUGUACUGGGCCCUUCCAGAGAAAAUUAUGAGAAUUACAUUCCAGCAGACUCUUUCAUACAUGUGGAAGAUUUUCUCUCCCCCAGAGAGCUGGCAGAAUAUCUUCUGAUGCUUGACAAAAAUAACAAGAUGUAUCUUAGUUAUUUCAACUGGAAGAAGGAUUUUUCAGUGCAUCUUCCUAGGUUCUGGGAAUCACAUGCAUGUCUUGCUUGUGAUCACGUGAAAAGACACCAGGAAUACAAGUCCAUUGGAAAUUUAGAAAAAUGGUUUUGGAAUUAAUUUGUGGGGUGUAUGUGUGGGUGUGUGUGUGCAUUUUUUUGAAGAAGCCAGAAAGGACUUCAGUCCAAGUGGAGAGGAAAGGAAAAGAGAAAAAAAAGGAAGGAAAAGAGAAUCUCAAGUCAUGGUUUACCAGUUAUUCUCUUUUGGCUAUCCUAUUUAUAUUUUGUAAGAGAAUUUAAAAGAUCAGCAGCAGCAGUCAUCAGUACUCAGUUUCAAAUUAUAAUAGAUAUACUAAUUAUGUGCACUGAAGAGUAUUUGAUUGCUUAUUAUAAAUUUAAAACAAGAUUUUCCACAUUUUCUUUGAAACAUGUCCCAGUCUUACACUUGAAGUAGUCAUUUUUAACUUUUUUUUUUUUUAACAUUAUCUUUGUUGUUUAACCUAUUUGGAAAAUGAGGAAACAAUUUUUAAGUGUCAGAGAAAAUUUUAAGAACAUAAUUUGUUGUUCCAGACAGAAAUGUGUGUAACACUUCAAAAGACAGUAAAGUUUCAUAUGUUCAUCUUGCAUUUAAGAGCACAGUAGUGUACAAUACCUAACAUUAUGGAAGUGGUAUUAAUUGCCCCCUUUUUAAGGGUAGUGAGCCUAGAACUAUAGUUUUUAAAAUGUAUUACAAUAGUGGGUAGUCUUUGUUUCUAAAAAGGUUUCCUAACAAAUGGUCCCAUUAUGUUGCUUUAGGAGUAUAUCUCUUCUUACCCUCUGAAGAAAAGAGAAGUCAGAUUUAGAGAAAAUGACCAAUCCUGGUGACCAAAGCCCAGAUUCAUCCAAUUUUUGAGUGUAUUCAAAUGCAGCACACCCUUGGCCUUCAAUAUGUCUCAAGUAUUUUUAACCUGAUCCAAGGCUUUAAGUGGUGUUACACUGAGAUAAACAGAUUUUUAAAAAGGUAUUUGAUUACAUCAGCCUUAUGCACUGAAUUCAGCUAGUAAUAAUAGAUUUUUAGAAGCAGUUUGCUGAGAAAUUUUAGAAAGCUCUCUCAUAUAAUUUCUUGAAUAAUAUUGAAUUUUCCCCCAAUUCUGUAAAGAUCUGUUGAAUUUUAAAUGUACAUGGAAAACUUAAUGUUAUGACACCUAAGUGCGGGGAAAAGUUACUAAGCAGUCAAUUUUCUGAGAGAAAUAUGCUGAAAUUCAGUAAAUAAGCUAUCAGGCUGCUAUAUAAACUUUCAACUUACCAAGCUAAUGAAUUUGGGGGCUUGAAAAUACUGUGUAUGAGAGGUAUUAAAAAUGAACUCUUCAGAGAAACAACUGCUAUCAAUAUUUGAUAAUAUAAGUAGGUUUUUAAGUAUCAAAUUUGCUCUAAUAGCAAAUACAAAAUUCUGAUGAUUGUCAUAACUCUUUAGGGUGUCUGCUUCAAACAUGUAUCAUUUGAUUUUACUAUUUCUUUCGAUCAUCUAAGACAAAUUUCUGAUUGGCAUAUAUAUUCAUAUGUUCAAGGUUGGUUUAAUGACAUAAAUGUAUGGGUAUGCCUUGGUAUCAAAUGAAAGCAAAUCAGCUUGGAUUUUCAGGUCAAAGUGCUGCAAAUCACACCUGCUACUGGAAAAAAAAAAAGAAAAAAAUUAAACUGGAAAGACUUCUGCUUAUGAGAUGUAUAAGACCCUGAUCAAGCAAAGUAGUCAAUCAAGUAACUGAGAUUAAAUUUGCAGACAAAAAAGUUGCUGCAGUAAGGAAAUGAGAGGUAAAUUAUAAAUAUUUAGCAAAAGACAGUGGGGCUUAUUACAGGCUGGAAUAGAAACACAAAAGGUUAUAAGAGUAAUUAGUUAAAUUUAUAGAACUCAAAAGUCCACGGAAAAGUUAUAGAAUUGCUACUGCUCUGCCUAUAGUUUCAAAAGCUGUAUUCUGAUCCAGCUGGCUUUCAAUAUACUGUGAAUCACCUAAACUCACCAGCAUUCUAGUAUGCAGCAAGAUAAGCUUACCUUGAAAAUUAAUGCAAUACAAGGAAACUGAGUCUUCUAAAAACAAACUUCUGACAUGCAUGUAAUAUGAAUAGUAUUUUAUCAUUUUGAAGGUAAGUGGCUAUAGCUUAUAGUCUGUCCUACAGGAUAUCAUAACAUUUUGUUUUCAGAAGGACUGUGAAAUUCCCAGUGACUGAACAUACCCUUGGUUUGGCUCACUAACCUGAUUCCCUCAGUGCUGGAAUUUGGAAGUCUUUUGCAUUGACCUCAAUGGAAGGUGAAUGUGUACAACCAUUCCUCACUUCAGAUUGUGAGAGCUGUUCUGUGUGUUAGAAGGCCUUAGGUGGAUUCAGACUGGUUCCUUGGCAGCAAGUUCAGCUAAGUCCUUAUAGUAAUAACAGACAAGUAUGUAUAAGAUAUGUGAAGUGUUACUACAAAUAUUGGUCAGUGUAUACACAGGAAAGUUUUGAAAUAUACACUGAAUUUUAAUCCUGGAAGUAAUAUGUAAACCUCUGUAAGCACAGUCAGCAUGGUUAAUCUUAGGCUGAAUUCUAAGAAAUGUGAAAGUCUUUUGAUGGAACCGGAAAGAGUGAAGAGUGUUGGUCUCUUCACAAGAAGAGAAACUCCGCAGAAGGCUUGUGUGCAUUUCAUUUAGGAAAUGUUGCUAAAACUGCUUCAAAGAUAAAUAAAACAGGAGAGAAAUCUAAUCCAGAAUUAUGCAUAAGAAUCAUUACCAAAUCCUAAAAAAUAUAGAUGACCCUAGUUCCUUGCUGGCAUUCUUGAAGAGUAAGUGUUGGAACAAAAUUGAGCCAAUUUUUAAUGAAGAUUUUAAGGUGAUCUGCAAGUAUCAGACCUUAAGCAGUUCUGGAUAUAAAUAUCUUUAUUGACAGAAGAUGAAGCAUUUUUGGGCAUGUUCAGCCUAUAUCGUAGAUGAUAUGAAGCAAUGGAUACAAAACAUCUGUGCUCCAUGCACGCAUAAAGGCUGCCUACCUAGACCUAGACACUUAACUCACUUAAGGCUGCUUCCAGACUGUAUCUGAUAUUCAGCUUUGUGAGGUCUGUGCUUCUUUUGUGAUCUACUCUACAUGGGCAGCAAGCAUAAACAGGCUCAAAUAACAAGUCAUGGUGAACGAAAAUGAGCAAACUUAAGCAACUGUAGAAGGGACUAGACAAAAUAGGUAUUGUGCUUUGGUACCACUGGCAAAAGAAGACAAUUAUCCCAGAAAAGUGAACUUGAAGUUGGGAAAUCACACCAGUUCUCAUGAAAUUUCUUUCAGACAUUCAUUUUCUUUUGUUUGCUAGCCCACGACAAUCUUGAGUUGCACUCGUCCCAAGUUAACUAAGCAGUCAGUGAAGACAGAAAGUAAUCACCACUCUUUGUUUUACAGCGGCUUACUUUAGUGGAUGAUUUUAGGCUCUCCGUCGUGCACUGAGCAAUCAACAUUACUGCUUUUGUCAAUGUGGAAAAUAAGACCCAAAUCAGAUAAAAUGCUAAUUGCACAUGCAUUGCUACCCCACUGAAUGUGGUCAGGUAUAAGACAAAACUGGCAGCAGAUCCUUCUAAAGAAGUUUUCCUUUCAUUUCAUAGACAAUGUCCACAGCAGAUCUUGCUUAGUAUGAGAUCCCCAUUCCUUAGUGAAUUCUGUUGCUAAUUUCUUUGAAUGCCUCAUUCCAUAUGUCUGUACCACAGUGAGCAAGCAGCCUGAGUGAGGCUCACUGAAAGUGUGAGACAUUCAGCAACAAAUUUGUCUUUUAAGAAACAGAUCAAAUACAAUGAAAGUUGGACUGAGAGAGCAUCAAUGUGGGGCUUUGUAGAGUUCAUGCAGGCUGAGCAAGAUGUGGGAAAUGGACACUACUGAACACAAUAAAGAACUACUUGCCCUCUCUGGACACUCAUGUUUUUUUCUCAAAAAGGUUUAAAAAAACCACAUAAUUUUCUCCCAUCUCUAAACAAGCAGUUAAGUAACCAAUAACUGCUCCUUUUUAUUCAAGAAUGGGACUCCUGUUAGCCUUGUAUUAUCUUUUUUAUUAGAUGCAGAACAAUUCAAGAGAACAGAGAAGUAUGUCAGUAAGAUAAUUCUAUUUCUUACCCAGAUUCAAAGAUCAUUAUUCUUAUUUUCUUAUUUGAUUUAUAAGUCCUCAUGCAACAACACAUUCUGGACACGAUACAAAAAGAUCUUAAGAAUAUGCAGAUGACCACGAGACUUAGGCAUGUGCUUAAUUUUAAGAGCAUCUUAAAUGCUUUAAUGCACUGGGGCUCCAGAGAAUAUGUUUUCAUUGCCUUUAGGAAUUGUAGCAAAGAGUGCAAUCUAUAGACAUCAGAGACCAGCUUGUGUGGCCUCUUUUUCAUCCUGCCCAUAGAGAUUAAAGGCUGGCUGAGUACUAAGUAAAUAGUCCACACUGAAAACCUUGGAUUCAUUCUGAUUUGGUUUCUAACCAAUAAAUCUUGGUCCAACUUUUCUGCUCCUCCAUCACCUCAGGCCAUCCCCUGAGCACAGCACCUCAGCUUACAGCCUGCCCAUGCUAUGCAGGGUCACUGAACUUCCAUGUGACAUGAAGAAGCCAGAGGAUGAGGAUGCUGAGAUAGUAUUUUGAGGCUUGUCUGAGGAUGAAAGCCUAAAACUUGGUCAUGUCCUAAAAUCUGGACUCACUGUGCCCUACAGAGAGUCAGUCUCAGCCAUACCUGAUUUUCCUCUGAGGAAAGUAUUUGGUUCACUCUAGGUGAGACUGUGAGUAAUCACUGUGUGUGCAAAGUGGGAACAAGAGGCAUCUCUGUGUAGGCUGACCAGGAAGCUUCUGACCUACUUAAACCUAACAGUGAAAAUUUAACAAAUACUCAAGUGUUUCCUUGGUCAAAACUACUAUGUUAUUGAGAACAGAAUCCAGGGGAAGUAUUUGUAUACCUACCUACCAGCUGGUGGGAUUUUUCUUUAAUUUUGGCUGACAGUUCUGUUUUAGCUUUUUUGUUUGUUUUUAAUAAAAGUGCUUUGAAAAUGUUACAAAUUAAUCAAUAUGAUACAUACAAGAUAAUUCUUUCACCUUUAUCUUUUGCUUCUUGCUUGGGCAAAUCUUCUACAAGACUUAGCAGGUGAUUUGGGAGAUUCCUAAGCUAGUAACAAAUGAUAGAGCUAAGGGUGAAAUAGCUUGAGUGGAAAAACCCUGUCUUAUUCAUGGAUAUUUCCCUUCUAAUAUUUGAAUAUCUAGUUAGUGCUAUGGCCAAGUCUACAUUCAGAGAAUCAAUGUAAAAAGCAUACUGUGUUAGAUAUGCUCAUAAAAGGCACAGAAAUACCAAUAAAUUGGUUAAAUAAACCAUGCAGUGGCAAUUUUAAUUUAUGGCACUAUUGCUACAGGGUGAUACAGAUGAUAAAACCAUCAAUUGUGAGAAAUAACUUGGCCUAGAGACAUCAUCCAGCAGCGUUCGUACUGGAGGAAGUCACUUCAUUACUCCAUUGCAAAUGUAAUUAAUUGGCAAUCUUUUGUGUCACCAUAUUCUCUACACAAGUGACUGAAAGCAACAGUCUCUGUGCAGUGAAUAGCUCAGAGGUUUGCUCACGUGGCAGAGAGCCUCUCACCCCCAGGUUAACAGCCUGAAUUAUGAGUUGGUAGGUACAGGUCACUGUUUGGCAACCUCUAGCAGGUGGUUCUGUGGUCACAGGUUUUGCGUUGCUGCUUUCAGCCAAGGAAGGCAAAGAACAGAGCUGAGACUCAUCUGACACCCUCUGUGCCUUUCAUGGCACACUCACAGGGGGGCUUAAGGCACUCUCACUCCUGUAGCCUCUACCCUGCCUGUUCAUGAGAAUGCAGAAGACUUUUGCUGUUCCAAGUAAUAAGAGAAUUUGCUUUUUCUUUGAGAUGUGGUGCCAGUCUGUAUGAAUGAAUUAUUGAUACUUGGGGGAACUCCUCAUUAACAUUCUUAAGUAAUUAAUUAGCAGGAAAAUAAUUUAAUCAUUGCAAAUUGGCAGCAAAAGCAGCUGUUUGUUAUUCUUUAUUAUGAAGUUGUCCAGUGGAGAAGAGGAUUUGAUGAAACUUUUUCCCCGUGGCUUGAUAUAGCCUGGUUGGAUCCAGAUAUAGAAACAUGUUUGAUAGCGAAAUUUGAAAGAUAUAUGGUAAACCAACACGUAUAUCUAAAGUCGGGACAAAUUUCCUAUAGAACCUUGAAACUAUAAAUAAGCACUUUAGCAGUCACCAGACAUAAAAUGUUCCCAUCAAUCCAUUUCUUUAAAACAUCAUAAGAAAAGAAAGAAAAGAAAAAAAAACCUGCCCGAUAUAUGCUGUUUGGCAAAUAAAUUAAUUACAAAACCUACUUUUUCUUUGCUGCUUUGUAACACACAUUAGAGCUGAGAUUAAAAAGUUUGGAAAGUUAACUCCCUUGGUGUAAUUUAAUGUUAUAAAGAAUCCGUGGACACACUGAAAAGAAGUGAGAAGCUUUUCCAUCUAUACAAAAUCCUAAUGUGCCAAACUGUUUCCAGUGAAUGAACAACACAGUUAAGUAUACUGACUUUUUAUUAGGAUUUACAAAAUGUUCUAUUAACGCACUGUAAUUUUGCACUAUUUUGUAAGAAAAUUUUAAAAAAAGGAAAAAAUAAAAAAGGAACUGAAAAAGAAACAGAAAAAAUCUAAAAAUAGAUGCCAAAUGUAUAGUUUGUAAAAUAUUAUUUUUCUGAUAUAAGGUGUCAUUACAUUGUGAAUCUGUGUUAUUGUAAACUGUGAAAAAUGUGAUGUUCUGCUGUGACACAGCCUAUGAAGGGCCAUUUCUAACACAGAUAAUUCACCUGGACUUGUUUAUAUAAAACAUAUUCAUAAAUCUGAGAUCACUUUUAUACUUAUUUUUUGUAGACUAUUUUUCCACAUUUGCAACACAACUGUUAUUUUAUAUCAAACAUUACUUUUGCUUUAAAAUAUUAUUUGAAUAGGUGGGUGAGUGUCUUAAAUGUGCCAGAGAUUCAAAUCUGUAACAGAGAUAAUUCAGAAACUAUUCUUUGCCAAACUGUAAUGCUACUAAAAUCAAUGAUGUUUUGUUGAAAAAUAGGCACACCGUCAAUAAACAUAAGUUUCUAGUCCAAUAAUGAUGACAAUGUCACAUUUUCUAGGAUAAACGCCUGGUAGUUACGAGCUGCAUUUCCUUGCUGUCUUUGUGUAUGUUGAGGAAACAAAACUGUGUGCCAUAGCUGAACGUCAUAGAUAUUCAGUCAUUUAAAUAAUGUGCCACGGAUUUUACCUCUGAGGUACAUUAAUGAGGAUUAAGAGGAAAAAACAAGCUGUUUGUCCCGAUUCAAACUCAGUCUCUGUGAUGGGUCACAUGAGAAUGGGGUGAUUGUCAAGGCAGGAGUGGGACAACCUCAGCAGGGAGAGUAAGUUCUGUGCAUAGAAACAUGUGGGGACUACAUUUAUUGUGUUAGUGCAAGAUCAGAACCAAAGUCCCUUUCUUUUGCAUUUGAACUUACACACAUAACAUUGAGUGAGGUUUGAUAGGAACUCUUUCUUCGUGUUCCCAGCUAAUGUUGUUCCUUGUACUGACAACUUUUAUGUGUUUCACAUAAUAUAUAUAUAAUGCAUAAAUCCGUGUGUAAGAAAGAGUAACCACAGCAAACUGAGUUUUAAUAAAAAUAAUAGAAACCAUUCUUACCUGCAGGCACAUUCUAAGAUGCCAUGUUGAAAGAUCUUGUAAAAAGUGUAUUUUUUAUCUAUUAGUGAUUGUAUAUUUUGCCCCAUGAUCUAGACAUUUUAUAUCAGGGAGUCUACCAAAAACCAUUUUUUUCUUCCCUUUGAGCACCACCAUCACCCUGAGAUGCAUCUGGAAACUGUAGAGGUCAACCACUGAUGUUUUGUGGUAUUUUUUUAGUAUGACGUUGUUGUUGAACUUUCUUCUGAUUACCUAUAGCUAUGUUCAGAGUUUUCAACAUAAUUUAACUGCAGACUGAAGAUACCUACUGAAUGAAACUACAGGUAACCAUAAUUAUUUCAAAGACUUUCACCACUUAUGUGAAAUUAAUAUUUCAGAACACUGAUUCCAAGAUGGUUAAUGAGCAGCUCAUUGACUCUUAUUUAUUGAGCACUGGAAUACUCCCUAAAGGAUAAACACUGAAUCAUGUAAAUAAUAGUGCUCUAUAUAAGCCUAACAAAAUAUUGUAAUAGGUAUAUUUAAAAUAAAAAGAGAACAUUCCAAGUGUA
Molecule: messenger RNA, 17306 nt
Organism: Motacilla alba alba
Lineage: Eukaryota; Metazoa; Chordata; Aves; Passeriformes; Motacillidae
Gene: FUT9
Product: fucosyltransferase 9
Exons: 3
Coding region: 8097-9251 (384 amino acids)
Cellular component (GO): membrane
Molecular function (GO): alpha-(1->3)-fucosyltransferase activity
Source: RefSeq, a predicted model, not a curated record